CCUGAAGAUCCUUUUCUUGGCCCUGUUGAUGGUGGCACUGCUUUCCGCGCGAUGAUCCUGAUGGCAACCUGAAUUUCAUCUGAAUUUCGACAACCAAAACGACCUCCAGCCUCUUUUUCCUCGACGCCUGUCUCAGAAGGGUCACCACAGUUAAAGUCUGACUAGUACAGCAAAAAGAAAAACCGUGCCGCGCUUUUGAAAGUCACAAUAGUAAAGUAGAAAUUGAAAUAAAGAAUAAAGUCGACAUAGAAGUCACUGACAGGAGUAGCCGAAAAUCACCGCCUCAAGUUUAUUCGCCGCUAAAAAGUAUAAAGAGUCUUCAGAAAUCUUUUCGGAAAAGAACCAUUAAAUCCAAAAACCACAACGCAACACCAACAGAUCCAAGAUGUCCGCAACUACUACCGAAAACGCUCCGAAGCGCCAGCGCACCAGUGUUGACGCCGAAGAUAUGCAAGAAACCGAGAUGAACAAGCAGGACACCCGGUUACCCGUCACCGUUCUGUCCGGGUUCCUGGGAUCUGGGAAGACCACCACCUUAACGCAUUUGUUGAACAACAACAAAGGGUUGAAGAUCGCCUUGAUCGUCAACGACAUGGCAAGCGUAAACGUCGACGCGCUGGAAAUCAACAAGGUUGUGGAAGGUGAUAAAGACACUAGUGGUGCAGCGCAGAAGAAGACCGGGGGUGCGACGAAAGCUGCCGCCGGUGGUGACAAGAAGCAGAUAUCAAAUGUAAAAAUGUCUGGGUCUGGAAGAAUGCAACUUUUGAUGCUGCAUUUGGAUUCCAAAAAAAUUUGUAUUGCAUGAGUACCAAAGGGAAGGCAAUUUUUGCUACGCUGAGAAGGCAUUUGUCAUGCGGAAUACGCAUCAAGAAGCCCUCAAAAAAUCUGUAUUGCUAGGGGAUGCAUCACAGACAUCAUGGCUCAUGCAAAACGUGCAUGACAAGUGUCAGAAUCUUCCAGACCCAGACAUUUUUACAGUUGAUAGCAGACGGAAACCAACAAAACCGCGAAGCCGAAGAUGGUCGCGUUACAAAACGGCUGCAUUUGCUGCACGUUGCGGGAGGACUUGGUUUAUCAAAUGCAAAAAUUAUGUCUGGGUCUGGAAGGUUGGAACUUGUGAUGCUAACUUUGGACUUUAGAAAAAACUGUAUUGCGUGACCAGCAAGAGGAGUCUAGUUUGUGCCACGCGGGGAGGGCAUUUGUCAUGCGGAGUAGGCAUCAGGAAGCCCUCUAAAAAUAUGUGAUGCCACCUCGUGCAUUACAGACAUCCUGGGCCAUGCAAAAUAUGCAUCACAAAUCCGGCAACAUUCCAGACCCAGGCAUUUUUGCAUUUGAUAUGGUUGAGCAGGUCGCGGAACUGGCGAAGGACAACAAAUAUGACUACUUAAUCAUCGAAUCCACCGGCAUCUCCGAACCCGUCCCUGUUGCCCAAACCUUCUGCCACUCGCUGAAGGAAUUGGAGCAGAUGGCCCAGGCCGCGGGACAUCACCAUGACAAUCACGACCACGAUCAUGAAUCCGUCGCCACGGACCAGAACCAGGCGGCGGAAGAUCAAAAAAAGCUCGCGGUCCAGGCGAUCGAGUUGCAGAACAUUGCGAAAUUAGAUACCAUGGUCACGGUGGUCGACGCCGCCGAGAUUUUCGACGUGUUAGGUAGUCUCGACUCCCUGCGAGAUUCCAAGUGGUCAAAGUCCGAGGCGCAGCAAUCCAACGAGGACGAGGGCGGCAUGGAUUUGGACCGGUCCAUCGUCGAUUUGCUGGUGGACCAGAUCGAGUUCGCGAACGUGAUUUUGCUGAACAAAAAGGAUUUGCUCCUGCAGAAAAACGCCAAUCCCUUUGCGAAGAAAGAAGAAACCAACACGGAGGAGAACAUCGUGUGCGGUUCGGACAAAGUGACGCAGAUUGAGGCUUUGGUGAAGAAGUUGAACCCCUCGGCCAACGUCUACUGGACGGAACACGGGAAGGUCGACCCGGAAAAAUUGCUCGGGACCAAUUUAUUCAACUUCGAGGUGGCGCAGCGGUCGGCCGGUUGGUUGCAGGAGCUGGCGAACGAUGGGCACCACGUGCCGGAGACCGAGGAGUAUGGAAUCAGUUCUGUUGUGUUCCGCUCGAAGAAACCGUUUGUGCCGACGAAAUUGCACGCGAUCUUGAACGGGUUUGGACGGAUUUCUGAGCUGGUGAAACCUCCGACUGGCGGGAAAGACAAAAAGGUAGUUGAUGAAACCGCUACACAAGAUGAAAAGCAGAUCUUCAAGGGUGUGAUCCGGUCCAAGGGGCAGAUCUGGCUCGCCAACGCCUGCGGCUACCGCAUGGACUGGCACAGCACGGGACGGCAAUUUUCUUUAAACCCCGGACAGCCGUUCGACGCCGCCAUUAAGGACGCGGGCUUCGAGCAGCAGAUGGUCGACCAAAACGGCAACCAGGUCGUCGCAAAGUCUGGUGACGCGACGAACAAGAUGGAAGUCGAGGACGAGAAUCCUGCCUUCGGCGGUGUUUUUGGCGAUCGGGAAACGGAGAUUGUGGUGAUCGGCAUCGAUUUGGACAAGAAGGCGAUCGAGGAAGAGCUGGAAAACACGUUAGUCACCGAUGAGGAAAUGACCAAAGCGGCGGAGGAAAAGGAGAAGUUCGACAAGUUCAUGGUCAAGACCGCGGCCGAGGGCGGGGAGCAGGCGUUGAUUUCAUUGACGGAGAAGCAGGUGAUGAAGGGAACGGGCGGCUUGAAGACCCCGUGGGACCGCUUUUUGAAAUACGAAGACCCGUUCUUUGGCGGCAAAGCGAUUGAGGAAUUCAUGGAAUAUCGGGGCGACGACGAGGAGGAAGAGGAGGAGGGAUCGGAAGCAGGGGACGAAAAGGAUGAUGGCGAGGAGGACGAAACCGGUGCGGAGGAUGACGGCGAUGAAGAAAUGUCUCCGUCGGAGGUUAACGAGGAGAAGAAAGAGCAGGACCGCUCCUAGAGGCAAGCCAGCGCAAGGUGAUGCAGAUUCAUCUGCGACGGUUUUUCUUGCAGAAGAGGCGCAAACAAGAACUCUACUGUCUUCUGGUACAAGCACUAUGCAAGGUCAAGAAUAUUCGGAAGUCUUCAAGAAUUUUUUAUCGAGUGGUUUUUUGUUUUAUCUUCCCUCUAGUCAUCAACAUCUUGGUCGCUCUCUUAUUGCUGGUGGUUCGAAGCUUUGGCUUUUUCCGGCAAAGAUCCCGAGUAGCAGAGGUUCCUUCGGGCCACUGCAGCUCAACCGAAGGUUCUUGCCGCUGGAAGAUGCCCUUUCAAAUUUUCACCUCCGCUUUGAUUGCGCUAGUAAUUGUGCUGACACAAGGAAAUAGAAUGUUCAUCAGAUCUUCUAUAGUCUCUACCUUUGAAGAUGUUUUCUAUCCGAGAAUGGUUUUAUUUUUCCCUGGACAAGAACUGCCAAAAGAUAUCAAAGAAGAACUUUCACCCAGCGGUUUCGGUUUGGAGAAAUUUUUACACCACCUGGCGUAUAAUUACCUACGCCUCUUCAUAACGAGGUUCUUCACCAAAAAUCCUUUCACCGACCUUGUUUGCACGAACACAAAUGAUGACAGCAAAAUUUUCAGUGAACGUCCUCGUCUCCCCGAGCCGGGCGUUCAUUGCUUGCAUAUGACACUCCUUUUCACCAUCAUCCAGCACGACCAUCGCGCACUGCUACUAGUUCUACUCUUUCGGAUGUUCAUCCCGAGCAGGAAGUCGUUGUUGAGGACUUUCGCAAAUUUCAUGUCGGCGCAAGAUCUGUGCCACGAAUUCUUGUUUCUUCGCAACAAUUGUUCGCGCGACCGCAUUGAACUACCAUUGCGAAAGAACUACCGAAACAUGGCUAAUUGUGGCGUGAAGUUUGUAUUUAGAUUCAUGACAACGGCGAUCUUCCAAGCGUCUUCACGACAGAGAUCUGUAUUUACUGAUGUACUUCUAUCGUUUCAAGAACACAAACUGCGAAGGGCUAGCUUUUCGUUUGCCAAAGGUUUAUUCAUUCCGAGUGGCUUAUUUUGUAUGAUUUUGAUUUCAACGUUUUACCAGAAGCGCGCAUCAGCACUACAGCUUUAUUUUCCAAUUUCGCGACGAGUGGUUUUGUCAAUUAACAGCGAGGGCAAAGCUACAAAUCUAAACUACGACCGGCACGAAGACAAUCUCAAGAAUAAAGUUAAAAAUCCUGUUUCAUCGGCACUCGUGGUGCAGCUACACC
Amoebophrya sp. A120 is the source of this 4192-nucleotide messenger RNA. The record is from the annotation of a GenBank genome assembly. NCBI's taxonomy places the organism in Eukaryota, Dinophyceae, Syndiniales, Amoebophryaceae.